This is a messenger RNA of Penicillium manginii, 1653 nucleotides long. RefSeq lists its product as uncharacterized. The record is from RefSeq and is a predicted model, not a curated record. Gene Ontology annotation, molecular function: ubiquitin binding. Bases 1 to 1653 code for a protein of 550 amino acids. The transcript is spliced from 2 exons. Lineage: Eukaryota; Fungi; Ascomycota; Eurotiomycetes; Eurotiales; Aspergillaceae.
AUGGAUGAUUCCAGCGAUACUUUUCGAUCUGAACUGGAGAAAACAUAUUGCCCUCCAUUAGACUCCGCUCUUUUUGCUGCUCUUUCAUCCGAUUUUAAUCUUACGGAUUCCAACGAUGUCACUGCUUUACGGGAAAUUUUAGAUUCCCUAAAAGAAUCUGCUCAGCUCCAAGAAAAUGACCCAUUCGAUCCUUCAGGCACGGCAAAUGAGCAGGUUGCCAGCGAGAUGGGAGGAAUCCUUUCUGAGGCUGGGACCUCAGGUCAUGGAGAUUCACUACGCACAUUCACUGAUGUUACUAGUAUGGAGUCGCAUUUUUCUUCUGAAGAAAGCUCUGAUAGAAACAUUGCGUCGCCGAUAAACCCGAACAUUGCGUAUACUAUUGCCGCUGAUGGGUCUUUGGAAUUGACCGGCGCAUCGGCAAACGACAAAGUGGCCUUGCUAGCUGCAAUGUUUCCCAGUGUCUCUCUCCUUGAUAUAGAGCAGUGCUUGAAGAAGAGCAAUGGUGAUGUCGACAAAUCAAUGGACGUGUUGCUAAACUUGUCUUUUUUCAAAGAGACUUCAAUUACCGGGGACGACAGCCACAUAUCAGUGCCCAAGGGCAUUGAUGGUUUUUAUGCAGGAAACGCAGACAUCGGUCGGCAGAAGGGUCGCAACAAGAAGCGCAAUAAGAACCAAAAAAUCCCUCUGGCGCGUUCCUCAUCAUAUCAAGACGCGUCCACCACGAACAAGUGGAAUACAGGCAAGGCUGAUAUCGAUUUUAUUUGCUCGUGCAUCCCUGAUCUUCCCAGGGGAAAGAUCUCGGCCAUCUACAACAGCAAAGGGAUGGACCUCCGUGCGACGAUCAAGGCUUUGGCUCUUGAUGGCCAACUUGAUGAUUCCGAUGUUGAUAAGGACCCUGCUACAAUGGAACAUGUUGCUGAACUCACCGCUGUCUAUCCAACCAUCUCGAAGACCACACUGAUCGGUUUACUUCGGGUAACGGGCAAUAUGGUAACACCGGCAAAUGAACUGGCAGCGGUGUUGCUUCGGCAGCCUUCCCAGGCUGAGAUCAGUGAACUUAUCAAAUUUACGCCUGCGCCACUUAAUCUUAAUGAAGACGAGGAGAAUACUCUCUCUGGAGCUUCCUAUCGUCCCAAGGAGCCUUCUCAUGACAAUAUCGAAUAUGAAGACCUGCAAGCUACUGCAAAUGCCAAUUUUGCCGCAAGUUCAGCUGCGAAUAUGCAGGCUGCACAAGCUGCGCGUCGCUCAAGAUCCAACCAUCUAUACGGCGGAGUGUCGGCGUAUUACCGCCAAGUUGGACAGGAGCAUCGGGAGCGCGCAAUGAAUCAACUUGCUGCCGCAUCUGAUCGGCUUGUCGACAAACAGUCGUCGAAAUGUGAUCUCGACUUGCAUGGUGUCAAUGUUGAAAAUGCAAAGCGCAUCGUUCGCGAGCGGGUUGCUGCCUGGUGGGAUUCCCUUGGAGAUGCCAGGUAUAUUCGAGGAGGAGGUAUUGAUGUUCAUGGCGGCUAUAAAAUCAUCACCGGUAUUGGUCGCCAUAGUCGGGAUGGCACUUCUAGACUAGGCCCGGCUGUUGGGAAGAUGCUAAUCAGUGAAGGAUGGCGAAUAAGUAUCACACCUGGGUCUUUGAUUGUUCUCGGUGCUAGUCGGCGCUAG